Messenger RNA from Plasmopara halstedii, 282 nucleotides. RefSeq lists its product as uncharacterized. Lineage: Eukaryota; Oomycota; Peronosporomycetes; Peronosporales; Peronosporaceae. The transcript has 2 exons. The record is from RefSeq and is a predicted model, not a curated record. The coding region runs from base 1 to 282 and encodes 93 amino acids.
AUGUCCUCUAAUGAAUUAUUGUCCACCUAUCGGGAAGUUAUGAUGCUUCUAUAUCAAUCGAAAUCCGAGGUCAUCAUUGAUUACCAACCAACUUGCAUCACAUCGGAUAACAUGAGCUGCGAAUCAUCGCGAAAAGAAAUUGCUGAGCGCCCAUCGUUACAUCAUCAACGUUUUAAGAGCAUCUGGGACGAGCUUGCACCAAAAGUCAAUCCUCCGGUUAUUCAAAGUCAUAAUCAGGUCCGCGCUACAUAUAACGCUGCGGGACACUUAUCUGGCUUGUAA